AUGGAUGCCACAAUCCAUCAGGACCUAAUCGAAACGGCAAGAGAAGAUGAUGACAAAGUCCACUUCCCAACAGAAGACGACACCGAUGAAUCCCAUUACAUAUACAUCCUCAACACAAUCCUAAGCGGCACAGCUCGCCUCAACGUUCUCCUACCCUCUGCCACCAUUCUCGCAUUCACCAUUUUCGCUCCUCUCCUAACCAACGAUGGCAAAUGCGAAUCAUUGAACCGCUGGCUUAUGGGCUGUUUCUUGGCACUCUUGGCCGCCUCUUGCAUCUUCCUUUCAAUCACCGAUAGCUUUCGCACAGCCACUGGGAGGUUAUAUUAUGGCGUGGCGACAAUCGGUGGAAUAUGGACUUUUAAUGGAGUACAGAAGAAGCCGCUUCUGCCGUCCGAUUAUAGAAUGAGGUGGUCGGAUCUUUUUCAUUCGUCGCUUUCAUUGAUUGCUUUUCUAACUUUUGCAGCUUUGCACGUCGAUGUGGUGGACUGUUACUACCCGGCGUUGCCGAGAAAGGUUACAAACACUGUACCUCUGGUGGUUGGAUUUGUGAUAAGUGUUUUGUUUGUGAUGUUCCCUUCAAGGAGAAGGGGAAUUGGGUAUCCUUUCUUGCUGCAGAGAAGAGCUUUAUACAGCAGAUAUUGA
Molecule: messenger RNA, 642 nt
Organism: Camellia sinensis
Lineage: Eukaryota; Viridiplantae; Streptophyta; Magnoliopsida; Ericales; Theaceae
Product: protein DMP2
Biological process (GO): endomembrane system organization
Source: RefSeq, a predicted model, not a curated record